This is a messenger RNA of Cervus elaphus (red deer), 1786 nucleotides long. RefSeq names its product TLE family member 5, transcriptional modulator (gene TLE5). The record is from RefSeq and is a predicted model, not a curated record. Lineage: Eukaryota; Metazoa; Chordata; Mammalia; Artiodactyla; Cervidae. Gene Ontology annotation, cellular component: transcription regulator complex; nucleus. Gene Ontology annotation, molecular function: transcription corepressor activity; protein binding. The coding region runs from base 304 to 897 and encodes 197 amino acids. The transcript has 7 exons. Gene Ontology annotation, biological process: negative regulation of canonical Wnt signaling pathway; regulation of DNA-templated transcription.
CACUGCCGGCGUCGCCGCCAUUAGACAAUAGGAGCGGCGGCCGGGCGUGCGGGGAGGCGGGCGGCGGGGAGGGGCGGGGAGGGGCGCCGGGCGCGCAGGAAGCGGGGCCCGGGGCGCGCCGGGGCCGGGCGCGCGGGGAGGGGGCGCAGGAAGCGGGCGAGGCCGGGCGCGGGAGGCGGCGGCGGCGGCGGCCCCGGGAGCUCCCGAUCGGCGCCGGGACAAAGGCGCGGCCGCCGGCGCCCCGAGCAGCCCGAGCCGGGGCGCACAGCCGGGGCGCAGCCCGCGCCCCCCGCCGCGACUGACAUGAUGUUUCCACAAAGCAGGCAUUCGGGCUCGUCGCACCUCCCCCAGCAACUCAAAUUCACUACUUCGGACUCCUGCGAUCGCAUCAAAGAUGAGUUUCAACUGCUGCAGGCUCAGUACCACAGUCUGAAACUCGAAUGUGACAAGCUGGCCAGCGAGAAGUCAGAAAUGCAGCGUCAUUACGUGAUGUACUACGAGAUGUCCUAUGGCUUGAACAUCGAGAUGCACAAGCAGGCUGAAAUCGUCAAGAGGCUAAAUGGGAUAUGUGCCCAGGUCCUGCCCUACCUGUCCCAAGAGCACCAGCAGCAGGUCUUGGGAGCCAUCGAGAGGGCUAAGCAGGUCACUGCUCCUGAGCUGAACUCCAUCAUCCGACAGCAGCUCCAAGCCCACCAGCUGUCUCAGCUGCAGGCUCUGGCCCUGCCCCUGACCCCCCUGCCUGUGGGGCUGCAGCCCCCUUCUCUGCCGGCGGUCAGCGCGGGCACCGGCCUCCUCUCUCUGUCGGCGCUGGGCUCCCAGGCCCACCUCUCCAAGGAAGACAAAAACGGGCAUGACGGUGACACCCACCAGGAGGAUGACGGCGAGAAGUCGGAUUAGUGGGCGGCUGGGAUGGGGAGGGUGGGGGGUGGGACAGAGGGGAGACAGACACUGAGAGAGGAAGGUUCAGCACGCGAGACACAGUAAUAGCUUGGGAUUGGCCAAACUCCGGUAGUAUUUAUGGUAGCUGCCUGCUGGGGCUGUCGCCCUGCUUCUGUGCCCUACCCUGGCUCGGCUCCUACCCCCAAUUCCUGGCCUCCCUCCUCCUCCCCUGUAGCUUGAAUGGGUCAGUACCCACUCAUACCACAGAUGAGGCAAGCUAAGGCCUGGAGAUGCAGGUGGGAGGCCAGGUCCUAAGGGAGCAAAACCUCGAGAGGUCCAACACCCCCUGUAUUUCCCUGAUUCACACACAUGUAACUGACAGUCUGCCCGCCAGGGGGGACCCCCACCUCGGGGGACACCCAGCCUCCCAUCCUGGCACUGCAUGCAAACACAAUGCUAGCUGCCCCUCCCCACCCUGGGCACCCUGCGUCUCUCCCUCCCACCCACUCACCCUCCAUGAGUUCCUGAUGCCUGCACCCACAAAAGAGAGGGGCCACUGACAGCAAUCUUAGCCCCAGGGGAACAGAGUGGGGCCAGCAACUCAGAAUUCCCUUUCUCCCCUUCCCGAAUAAAGAUGAGGGUACUCAAGUUGUCUUGGUUUUUAUUUCCCCCCCUCCCUUUUCCAGUAUACUAGCUUGUCUUUUAAGAAAAGGGAUAUUAAAAAAAGGAAAAAGACAGAAAAAUGGAAAAAAAAAAAAAAGCAACACCCACACCUGUGUCUGUAUAUAGCCUUUUAGACUGUCAGCUUUUGUUGUGUUCAGUCGUUUGAUCUCUACGGAGAGAAGUGAAAAUGCUGUAUCGAGGGUGGGCUUAGCUGUGCCUUUCAAAUAAAGACGUGAGAAGGUUG